Hyla sarda is the source of this 6291-nucleotide messenger RNA. RefSeq names its product gem nuclear organelle associated protein 5 (gene GEMIN5). Gene Ontology annotation, molecular function: protein binding. Bases 64 to 4563 code for a protein of 1499 amino acids. The record is from RefSeq and is a predicted model, not a curated record. NCBI's taxonomy places the organism in Eukaryota, Metazoa, Chordata, Amphibia, Anura, Hylidae. The transcript is spliced from 30 exons.
GAAGGGUAUGCUCAUAGCUGAUAAGUUGAGCUGCAGUCUGACGGGUCGACUACAAGAACCAAAAUGAAGACCGCCCUAGAGGACAAAAAAAGGAAGGUUACUGAAGGCACCGGGAAGGCAGCGGCAGGAAACACAAGGAUGGGGGAUCCAGACCGGAUACUCAGUGCAUCCCCCAACUGGUAUUGCAGUCGCUCCAGUGACGCAGCCGGAGGGCUCUUUGGAUUUGCUGCACGGAAUUCUGUCUAUUUGCUACGUAUAAGCCCCCAGGAACCUGGAUUAUAUGGGGAGCUGGUUGGACAUACAGAACGCGUGUCUGGUUUUGGCUUCUCUCACUUCUCCGGUCAGUCUCACCUCUGUGCCAGCAGCUCUGAUGACGGCUUCGUGAAAGUAUGGGACACCCAGACAAAGAGCUUAGUAACGGAACACAAGCUCCAUCGGAACACAAUCUCUGCCCUCGACUGGUCUCCCCUGGUGAAGGAUCUGCUGGUAACCGGCGAUGAGAAGGGGAUAGUGGUUUGCUUUUGGUGUAACCGAAACGAUGGGCAGCAAUUUUUUCCAGAGCCGAGGACCAUCUUCUGUCUGUCCUGUGCACCUCACCAAGAAGAUCUAGUGGCAAUCGGCUACAAGGACGGUAUGAUUGUCAUCAUAGAUAUCAGCCGUAGAGGAGAAGUCACUCACCGUUUGCGGGGACAUGAUGAUGAGGUCCACUGCCUGGCAUGGUGCCCACAUCCCCGAGAGGAAGAUCUGUAUCAAAAGCUGGAGGAAACACAAGGAGUAGAACUGAAUACGACCAAUGGUGACCUCUUGCCAGAGUCAGAAAACAAGGGCUGCUACCUGGCCUCAGGGAGCAAAGAUCAAACCAUCCGUAUCUGGAGUUCCUCCACAGGCAAGGGCAUUAUGACUCUGAAGUUGCCGUACCUAAAGAGGCGGGGAGGAGGAAUGGAUCCUAUGGUGAAGGAGCGCUUAUGGUUGACAGUUCACUGGCCUCGCGGGCCACCUACACAGAUACUCUCCAGCUGCUUUGGGGGUGAGCUGCUUCUGUGGGAAUUAACCAAAAGUGGAAAGCAGAAAUGGAGCCUCCUGGGCUCCUCAGAGGGACAGAACCAUUCCCGCAUUGUGUUUAAUCUUUGUUCACUAGUUACAGAGGAGGGGAAGGAGCUGAUUCUGUCUACAUCUAUGGAUCGGGAUGUAAAGUGUUGGGACCUCGGCUCCCUCUCCUGCUGUUGGUCAUUGAGCUCCCUUGGAGGCUUUGUGUACAGCCUGGCAUUUUCUCCAGUGGCAUCUGGAUGUCUAGCGAUCGGAGUGGGUGACAGCAUGAUUCGUGUCUGGAACACACUAUCUGUCGUAAAUGCAUAUGAUGUGAAGACACUGUGGCAAGGCAUCAGAUCUAAAGUGACUGCUCUCUCUUGGCAUCCAACUAAAGAGGGGAGUUUGGCCUUUGGGACAGAUGAUGGAAAAGUUGGAAUUUAUGACGUCUUUUCCACCAAACCCCCUCAGAUUUCCUCUACCUACCAUAAAAAGACUGUCUAUUCCAUGUCCUGGGGACCUCCAUUGGCUCCAUUUUCUUUUGGUGCUGAAGGAGACCGUCCUUCAUUCACCCUGUAUAGCUGUGGUGGAGAGGGGGUUAUUUUCCAGCACAACCCCCGGAAGCUGACUAUGGAGGCCCAAGAUAUUAACAAGCUUAUCCUUGAUACAAAUAACAUUAAACACAAGUUACCUUUGCAUACGGAACUGAACUGGAAACCAGACUGGCAACACAUAGCUAUUGGCAAUGAAGACGGGAGUAUUGAAAUUUUUCGGGCUCCUCAUCUUCUGCUGAUCUGCACUAUUCUGCAACAUCAUAAAAUUGUAAAUGCACUCCGCUGGCACCAUGAUCACUGUGAGGACCCCACCAUGAGCUUCCUUCUUGCAUCAGGAUCCAAUAAUGCUGUGAUCUAUGUACAUAACCUCAAGGGGGCACUAGAGAACACUGCCGAAGUCCCAGUCACCAUCACGGAUCCUUACCGUACCUUGUCUGGGCACACUGCUAAGAUCACCAGUCUGUCCUGGAGCCCUCAUCAUGAUGCUAGGCUGGUGUCUGCAAGCUAUGAUGGCACUUCUCAAGUUUGGGAUGUUCUCCAAGAAGAGCCAGUUAGUAACUAUCGAGGGCAUAAGGGGCGACUGCUCUGUGUCCAGUGGUCUCCAGUGGAGGCAGACCAGGUGUGGACAGGAGCAGAUGACUUCUGUUUACACAAUUGGUCCAUUUCAAAGCAGGAGCACAGUCGACCCCCCAAAGGAAAGAAAUCCACUGACCUCGAAAAGAAACGUUCUCUGCAAAUCAAAAGCAAGACAAAGAAAAAGAAGAAGACCGACAACAUGACUCAGGAGGUGGGAGGAGAAAUGGUGAGCAAAGAACAAGAAAGUCUUAUCACCCCAGCUCAAAAUGGGACAUCUGAUCAAGAACAAGAGUGGACCUCUCCAGAGAUAAUUCCUGAAAAAACAGACCUGAAUGAAGGUGAAGCAGAAUAUCCGCCUGCGUUAGAUGCUUCACCUCUGCCAAGUGUUGAGACGCGCAGCCCAAGCCCAACAUUUAAGAGGGCUGCACCCAGAAAGGAGCAACCGAAGGACAAGGGAGACCCCCACAAUAGAAAGAAGAAAGCACGUUCCCUACUUCCGAUUAGCACCAGCAAAGAUCACCGCUCCAAAGAAGAGCAACAUAGGGAUUGUAUGAAACUGGCAUCCAUCCUGUGCUCCAGUGGAGAAUCAGUAGUGGGAACAUGUUCCCAAAAUGAUCUUCCAUCACAUCUCGGACUAUACAGUGAUCGUACAACUCUACACCAACUCAUGGAAGAAGAGGGAAAAGGUCACCUGGAGAGUGGACACUCGGAACUCCAGCACCAGAUUAUGCUCUGGAAAGGUGACCUGCAGGGGGCGUUACAGCUGGCUGCAGAUAGGGGAGAGCUUACUGACCAGCUGCUUGCUCUGGCACCAGUGGCUGGAUACAAGGUCUGGGUCUGGACAACUGAAGCCUAUGUGAAACAGCUGUGCUUCCAGGAACAGUAUGUAAAAGCCGCCACUCAUCUCCUCUCUAUCAAUAAAAUCUAUGAGGCAGUGCAGCUCCUGAAAGGAAACCACUUAUACAGAGAAGCCAUUGCUGUGGCCAAAUGUCGUCUGCAACCAGAUGACCCCAUACUACGAGAUCUGUACACCAGCUGGGCCACUGUGCUGGAGAAAGAUGGUCACUAUUCUAUGGCUGCUAAGUGUUACUUAGGGGCAUUGUCCCCUUAUGACGCAGCUAAGGUCUUGGCCAAGAAGGGGGAUCUUCUGUCUCUUAGCACCGCAGCUGAACUCGCAUUAAUUUCAGGAGAGAAGACUUUAGCUGCCUCAUUCGCUCUGCGCUGUGCCCAGGAAAACAUUACUGUUAAAAACUGGGUUGAUGCCCAGAUGUCUCUUAAGCAGCACCAAACCUUGCUAGGACACAGAUUGGUCUAUUGUACCAGUGAGCUGCUGUUCACUCAUCUUAAAGACAAGACACCGGUAGAUUGGAAGACACAGACCACCCCAUGUUUUCAUGAUUGGGUGGGGCAUGGCAGCGAGGAGUCCUUCAUUAGUAAGCUCACAGGACUAUGGCAGAUGGAGUAUGGACUGUCCUCAGCAGAGCAGUAUACUGAAGUCUGUCAGCAACUCAGUACAUCUGACCCCUCACCAACUACCGCCAACACCAGUGCCAAGCAGCUGCUACUUCACAUUGCUCAAGAAGUGGUGCUGUCUGCUCUGAGCUACUUGUCAAAGAGCUGGAAUGAGAUGGCAUCGGCGAUACUCCGUGCCCUCUCCCGCUGUCAUCAGGCAGGACAGUUUACAUUAAUGCAAGAAAUUGCCCAGCUGCUGCUUCCAAAAGGUUGUGAUGAGUUAAGAGAGAACCUCAGCCUGGACAACAAAGAAAACUUAGCUGCUUGUGACAGCGUGCAGGCGUUCCUCGCCUACAUUAAACUUUAUGACGUGUGGUGGAAUCAGUCAAGAGUGAAGAUGGAAAUUUCUUCUGAAGAAGAUGCAGUUCUUGGUCCCCCAGGGAAGAUUGAUGCUCCAGAAAUUGUUUGUGACUUUAGGGUGCUGCUGUCAGACGUGCAUGCCGGCUUCCAGAACGCGCAGCGGGAGAUAGCAGAAGUUCAGCAGGCUCUCCGAGAGAUGAUACAGCAGCAUCAGAGGAACAGGCAGAUCCAGGAUAAUUCUCUAGAACUAGACCAAGACUCUGACUCAAACCCAGCAUCCCCACCUGAGAAAGGUCCUGACAGCAAGAGUGAGAUAACUAACCAAAAUCCAGUCUCCCUGACUGAGCUGAUGAAGAAGCUUUCUACAGCAAACCAUAAACUGGCUGAAUUUCCAGAAUACCUUAAGGUGCUGCCAUUCCCUGAUGUUUUGGAAUGCUGCCUAGUCAUACUUCACCUUCCGUCUGCUACGCUGACCUCUGACAUGCAUGGACAGGCCAUAAGUCUCCUACAGAGACACAGCUCCGGGUCACCUGACCACCACAAAGUAGCCAGCAAGUUCAUAUCUUCUUUACAAGGGCAGCCACCUAAAGACUAAGUUCAUGACUUGGCUUGUCACUGCUUCCAAGUCUGCAAUAACUUCUGCACUGGUGCCGGCAUCCGUCAGCUGCCUUUGCUUCUUCCAGAAGCUGCAUACUAUAGUCAUCCAUACAUCUGCUUAUGUAUUCAGUUGCUGGGUUAUGGACUAUGUUCCCAGGACUGAAAUUAAACAACAAUUGCGUAACUGAGGCCUUAGGAUGCAUGAAAUAUGCUGAACUAUAGCUUUAAGAGGCACUUUACAGACAAUCCAUUACCACCUUAUUGAUGUAGUUCAAUGCCAAGGAUCCAUGUUCCUAUUCUUUAUUUUCGAUAUUCUGUGUAUGUUCUGUCAUCGAUAUGCAGCAGUGAGUUAGCGUGUCGUCCGAAAUACAUUGCAGAGCUGUUUUUGGUGGUAAACCCAAGGUUAUGGCCUAUUCAAGGUGCAAAUUUCUGGUGACCUGGGCUGCAGAUAUUUUUUAAAAGUGGAAUUACUCAUAGGGUUAAAUGGGAAAAUUGAUAAAGUGAUCCAGUUUUGCAAUGUAAACUCUGAGGAUUGAGUUUUAGAGUGUUGACUUGGAGUAGGAAAUACUAUAUAAAAUGUAAAGGGGCAUUUCCAUCUCAAAGUGAUUGCACAUCAAAAGGAUAUGAGGGCCAACCUCUGGGACCUCCAUUACUAGUGAGAAUAAAGGGGUGCAGGGCUGGCCAACAGCAUUUCCCUGCACAGCCCAUUGUAUAGGAACUUCACUGUACAAGAAAAAAAACUGCAGUGCAAUGCUACACCAGCACUACCGUCCCUUCAUUCACACAGUCAGGGCCCCAAAGCUCGGACCCCCUAUGAUUAUAAAGCGAGAUGCCUUCACUUUAUGAAAUGGGAAAACCCCUUUAGGCGUACAUUCUAAUUUAAGCUUUAUAGGGGUUCUUCAGGAUUGGACAUACAAGACUGUCUUCUUCCAAAAAAACAGUACCACCCCUGUCUGUUGGUUGUGUCUAAUAUUGCAGCUGAGCUGCAGUACCACAAAGACUGGAUUUCAGCACUUCUCUACCCACAGAAAAGACUGGCACCAUUCUGUGCCACCACUUUUCCGCUGCUGUAUUGGGCAUUGUUGCCAACAAUGAUAGACAUGAAAGUUCUGUGUUGUAUAUACUGUAAUUUAUAAGAGAAUUAUAAGGAAUCUCUUGUAUAAAGUUUUGGUUUAUUAUGGGCUUUUACGUUCAUGGGGUUUAAGGGAUUGUCUGGAAUUAGAAAAGGUUUUUUUUUUUUCCCUGUAAACAGCGCAACUUCUGAUUAUAGGCUGUGUAAUAUUACAGCUCAGACCCAUACCAGUGACUGGUACUGAGCUGCAAUACCAGAUACAGCCUAUGGACAGGAGUGGCGCUGUUUCUUUGAAAGGGUUGGGGGUGGAGCUGACUUUUUUUUUUUUUCUAAUCUUGGACAAUCCUUUAUGACCAAGCUAACAAACAGGUUACUUUUUAUUAAUGGCCAAGUGCACUUUUCAAUCCUAACAUUUCAGAGCAUCGCAGCAGCUUUAGAUUCGAUAUCUAGAGGACGAUGCAGAAGUCGUUCACACCUUGGGAAAACUACUUAUGCACCUUGCGUCUUUACUGGAGAAAAGUGGCCUAGCAGAUAUCAACCAACCUUUAACUGUAUGAGAUACACACACAGAAAUGACACUGUGAACCUAUUAUCUUGUCUAUAUUCGCUGUCAUGCCAAGGAAGACUUGCUUUUUUUUUUUUCAAAUAAAUAUC